Molecule: messenger RNA, 6687 nt
Organism: Oncorhynchus nerka (sockeye salmon)
Lineage: Eukaryota; Metazoa; Chordata; Actinopteri; Salmoniformes; Salmonidae
Gene: tmem229b
Product: transmembrane protein 229B
Exons: 1
Coding region: 206-757 (183 amino acids)
Source: RefSeq, a predicted model, not a curated record
CGCUUCUCCUCCAUUAGAUAAAGAGCGAGGAGUCGGUCACCAUGGUGUAACGGGUGUCGUUGAACUAGACCUACAGUAUGGCACGCCAAACCAACCAUUAGACCAAGAGGAAAUCCUUGUGGUCUGAGGGCGACAUUUCGGCCUCCGUCUCUCAGGCAGGACUGCCUUAUCACGAGGGCGUAAAUUCCAAAUCGCGCCCACCGCAAUGGCAACCCCGGCACCCCCACCAGUGCCUCUGACGGUCCUGUCUCGCUGGUACCUGUACGCCAUCCACGGCUACUUCUGCGAGGUCAUGUUCACCGCCGCCUGGGAGUUCGUGGUCAACCGCAACUGGAAGUUUCCUGGUGUGACCAGUGUAUGGGCUCUGCUAAUCUACGGGACCUGCAUCCUCAUCGUGGAGCACAUGUACCUGGCCCUCCGAGCUCUCCAAUGCCCCCUGCUGCUGCGAUGCCUCAUCUAUACCCUAUGGACGUAUAUCUGGGAGUUCGGUACAGGGCUGUUGUUGACCCAGUUCGACGCCUGUCCCUGGGAUUAUUCCCAUUUUCAGUAUAACUUUAUGGGGCUGAUCACAGCGGAGUACGCCCUGCCCUGGUUUUGUGCAUCUUUCAUGACGGAGCGACUGGUUAUACGCAACACGCUGCGGUUACGGAUGGACAGGGACAGGGUGGAAGGGGACCAGUCGGAUGCAGGCGGGGGAGGAGGAAGGAAAGUGUGGGGCGAACAAAGAGGAGCCAACUGCUAUCUUAAAUUGGACUGAUCAAAGAACGAGGGCAUUUCCUCAUUUGGGGAAAGUCCGUCUUCCACCCUCGCACCUCUGCCCUCUCUCUUCUGUGACCUGGAAAUAUAAGUGGUCUCGUGGUCGAGGAGUGUGUCAACUUGUUAGUAGAAAAAUGGUAGCCUCCUUUUGGCAAGGAAGCACAAGUGUAUCAUACCUGAGUCCUUUGAGGAAGAGUUUUGAAAUCUGCCAUACCCGCUUUGAAUCAGCAAUUUUUUUCUCAAAGGAGAAAAUCAUGCAAACAUUUAAAAACGAUAUGCUACUUAUCCUUUUAUCUACAACAUGUCUUGCACGACUGGCUACAGUUGUUUUGAUCACUUUAUACAUUUAUUUGGGGAUUUAAAAGUCAUUUGCUUGAUGACUCAUGAUUGGAGAAGGAGAGUCUCAUUUCAUACAAGCGCAUUUUCAUCCACAUUCCCUCUCCUCGCCACCUCUCCACGAUUACCUUGAACCUUUUUCAAAAGGAGGCCAGAGAGGCUGGAGGAGGGAGGACACAGGAGUUGAGCAAGUCCAAUUGAGGAAAGGCCAAUCUGAAUCACUCUGGAAUCCCACUCAAGCACUAAAACAUUGUAUGGAAAUGUAUAAUAUUUUUUUUUAAACGAAAUACAUAAGUACUGUAUUUCUGUAUAGCUUCAAAAGCAAUCUGAAUAAGGUGCUAUAUGCAAUAUGUUCAUAAUUGAUUGUCAUGGAGAAUGAUUUUCUACAGUUAGUGAUAACCCACAAUAUUUGGAAAUGCAUGAGGGAGGUGUUUUGGUUCUGUAUGCAACUGCAGUCUGUUUACUCAUAAGCUAUUUGCCUAUUGAGAAAUGAGGUCUCGGGUAACUUACUCAACAAAUUGUGUGCUAUUUCUACUGUAUAUCUGUUCGAAUCAGGAUUUCUGAUUUUCACGUGAUGUAAUCAUUCACUAUUAGCCAAGGACCUUGUCACCACAAUGAAAGAGCUGCUGCUGCCUUGUGGACUUGACAUGAUACUGCAUCUGAAAGCUUCAUCUGAAGUCUCAAAAAUAGGACUACAGGAGCUGUAUUCCUCCCAGAUAUCUCUUUGGUUUGUCCCUAUUAAUGGCCCUUGCUUUAUGGCCUCUGGCACUGUUUUGAUGAUGCAAAAUAAUGUGGAUCUCAAACCACCGAGUGGAUUCAAAAGCAAUACAUUAAAGGCCCAAUGCAGCCGUUUUUUUAAUUUAUCUCAAUAUCAAAUAAUUUCUGUGUAACAAUUAAGUGCCCUACUGUGAUCGCUUUCAAUUAAAAUGGUCAAAAAAAAUCUAAACAAGCUUCUUAGUAAAGGAGUAUAAAAGGGUCAAUUUCUCAAGCAAGAAUUUAGAUAGGACUGUAAUGGGAGUGGUCUAAGUGGGGAGGGGAAAACUGAAAACUAGCUGUUAUUGGCAGAGAUUUGCAACUCUCUUUCUUAUUGGUUUAUUAACUAAUUUACCGCCUAGUGAUGUCACGAUGGAGGGCCAGAACUCUAUACGGUGAGUGUUCAAAACAGGAACACCUUCCUAAUAUUGAGUUGCACCCCCUUUUCCCCUCAGAACAGCCUCAAUUAUUCGGGGUAUGGACUCUACAAGGUGUCGAAAGCGUUGAAAAGGGAUGUUGACUCCAAUGUUUCCCACAGUUGUGUCCAGUUGGCUGGAUGUUCUUUGCGUGGCGGACCGUUCUUGAUACACACGGGAAACUGUUGAGUGUGAAAAACCCAGCAGCGGUGCAGUUCUUGACUCAACCCGGUGCGCCUGGCACCUACUACUGUACCAUACCCCGUUCAAAGGCACUUAAAUAUUUUGUCUUGCCCAUUCACCAUCUGAAUGGCAAGCAUACACAAUCCAUUUCUCAGUUGUCUCAAGGCUUUAAAAUAAUGAUUUAACCUGUCUCCUCUCCUUCAUCGACACUGAUAGAAGUGGAUUUUACAGGUGACGUAACAGGGAUCAUAGCUUUCACCUGGAUUCCGCUGGUCAGUCAAUCAUGUUCCCUAUGUUUUCUACGCUCAAUGGAAUGUUUGUUUCCUGUAUAUUUGAUUGUGAUAUGUGGUUGUCUCUUAUUCAUCUUAAGAUGAAUGCACUUGGUGUAAGUCCAUCUGCUAAAUGACUCAAAUGUCAAAUGUCAAAUGUUUUACAUACAGAUCUCUUAUUACUGUAUAGAAUCAUUUUCAACAACUUCUGUUUAAAUACACUGCAUUCGGAAAGUGUUCAGACCCCUUGACUUUUUCCACAUUUUGUUACAUUACGGCCUUAUUUUAAAAUUGAUUAAGGAGAUUUAUCCCCUCAUCAAUCUACAUACACUACCCCAUAAUGACAAAGCAAAUACAGGUUGUUAGAAUUUUUUGCUAAUUUAUACAACAAAAACAACUGAAAUAUCACAUUUACACAAGUGUUCAGACAUUUUAUUUAGUACUUUGUUGAAGCACCUAUGGCAGCGAUUAGAGCAUUGAGUCUUCUUUGGUAUGACGCUACAAGCUUGGCACACCUGUAUUUGGGGAGUUUCUCCCAUUCUUCUCUGCAGAUCCUCUCAAGCUCUGUCAGGUUGGAUGGGGAGUGUUGCUGCAUAGCUACAGUUGAAGUCAGAAGUUUACAUACACUUACGUUGGAGUCAUUAAAACUCGUUUUUCAACCACUCUACAAAUUUCUUGAGAGAGUUCCAAACUAUAGUUUUGGCGAGUCGGUUAGGACAUCUACUUCGUGCAUGACACAAGUCAUUUUUCCAACAAUUUUUCCAACAACAGAUUAUUUCACUUAUAAUUCACUGUAUCACAAUUCCAAUGGGUCAGAAGUUUACAUCCACUAAGUUGACUGUGCCUUUAAACAGCUUGGAACAUUCCAGAAAAUUAUGCCAUGGCUGUAGAAUAUUUUGAUAGGCUAAUUGACAUCAUUUGAGUCAAUUGGAGGAGUACCUGUGGAUGUAUUUCAAGGUUUACCUUCAAACUUCGCUUGAAAUCAUGGGAAAAUCUAAAGAAAUCAGCCAAGACCUCCGAAAAUAAAUUGUAGACCUCCAAAAGCAAUUUCCAAAAGCCUGAAGGUACCACGUUCAUCUAUACAAACAAUAGUACGCAAGUGUAAACACCAUGGGACCACGCAGCCGUCAUACCGCUCAGGAAGGAGACGCGUCUCCUAGAGAUGAAAGUACUUUGGUGUGAAAAGUGCAAAUCAAUCCCAGAACAACAGCAAGGACCUUGUGAAGAUGCUGGAGGAAACAGGUACAGAAGUAUCAAUAUCCACAGUAAAAUUAGUCCUAUAGAGACAUAACCUGAAAGGUCUCUCAGCAAGGAAGAAGCCACUGGUCAAAAACCACCAUAAAAAAAGCCAGACUACGGUUUGCAACUGUCCUCUGGUCUGAUAAAACAAAAAUAGAACUGUUUGGCCAUGAUGACCAUUGUUAUGUUUGGAGGAAAAAGGUGGAGGCUUGCAAGCCGAAGAACACCAUCCCAACUGUUAAGAACGGGCAGCAUCAUGUUGUGGGGGUGCUUUGCUGCAGGAGAGACUGAUGCACUUCACAAAAUACAUGGCUUCAUGAGAAAGGGAAAUUAUGUGGAUAUAUUGAAGCAACAUCUCAAGACAUCAGUCAGGAAGUUCAAGCUUGGUCGCAAAUGGGUCUUCCAAAUGGACAAUGACCCCAAGCAUACUUCCAAAGUUGUGGCAAAAUGGCUUAAGGACAACAAAGUCAAGGUAUUGGAGUGGCCAUCACAAAGCCCUGACCUCAAUCCCAUAGAAAAUUUGUGGGCAGAACUGAAAAAGCAUGUGCGAGCAAGGAGGCCUUACAAACCUGACUCAGUUACACCAGCUCUCUCAGGAGGAAUGGGCCAAAAUUCACCCAACUUAUUGUGGGAGCCUACCCAAAACGUUUGACCCAAGUUAAACAAUUUAAAGGCACUGCUUCCAAAUACCUAAUUGAGUGUAUGUAAACUUGUGACCCACUGGGAAUGUGAUGAAUUGAAUAAAAGCUGAAAUAAAUAAUUCUCUCUACUAUUAUUCUGACAUUUCACAUUCUUAAAAUAAAGUGGUGAUCUUAACUGACCUAAGACACUGAAUUGUGAAAAAUGUAUUUGGCAAAGGUGUAUGUAAACUUCCGACUUCAAAUGUAUUUUCAGGUAUCUCAGGAGAUGUUCGAUCAGGUUCAAGUCCGGGCUCUGGCUGGGCCACUGAAAGACAUUCAGUGACUUGUCCCGAAGAUACUCCUGCAUUGUCUUGGCUGUGUGCUUAGGGUCAUUGUCCUUUUGGAAGGUGAACCUUCGCCCGAGUCUGAGGUCCUGAGCACUCUAGAGCAGGUUUUUGUCAAGGAUCUCUCUGCAAUUUGCUCAGCUCAUCUUUGCCUUGAUCCUGACUAGUCUCCCAGUCCCAGCCGCUGAACAACAUCCCCACAGCAUGAUGCUGCCACCACCAUGCUUCACCGUAGGGUUGGUGCCAGGUUUCCUCCAGACGUGAUGCUUGGCAAUCAGGCCAAUGAGUUCAAUCUUAGUUUCAUCAGACCAGAGAGUGGCGCAGCGGUUUAAGGCACUGCAUCACAGUGCUAGAGGCGUCACUACUGACCCUGGUUCGAUCCUGGGCUGUGAUUGGGAGUCCCAUGGAGCGGUGCACAAUUGGCCCAGCGUCGUUAGGGUUAGGCCGUCAUUGUAAUUAAGAAUUUGCUGUCAUGUGCCUUUUAGUGAGGAGUGGCUUCCGUCUGGCCACUCUACCAGGCCUGAUUGGUGGAGUGCUGCAGAGAUGGUUGUCCUUCUGGAAAGUUCCUCCACAGAGUAACUCUAGAGCUGGUGACAAUCAGGUUCUUUUUCACCUCCCUGACCAAGGCCCUUUUCCCCCGAUUGCUCAGUUUGGCCGGGCGGCCAGCUCUAGGAAGAGUCUUGGUGGUUCCAAACUUCAUCCAUUUAAGAAUGAUGGAGGCCACUGUGUUAUUGGGGACCUUCAAUGCUGCAGAAAUGUUUUGGUACCAUUCCCUAGAUCUGUGGCUCGACACAAUCCUGUUUUGGAGCUCUAUGGACAAUUAUUUUCGACCUCAUGGCUUGGUUUUUGCUCUGACAUGCACUGUCAACUGUGGGACCUUAUACAGACAGGUGUCUGCCUUUCCAAUCAAUUUAAUUUCCCACAGGUGGACUCCAAUCAAGUUGUAAAAACAUCUCAAGGAUGAUCAAUGGAAACAGGAUGCACCUGAGCUCAAUUUCGAGUCUCAUAGCAAAGGGUUUGAAUACUUAGGUAUUUCUGUUUUACAUUUUUUAUAAAUGUACCAUUAUUUCUAACAACCUGUUUUCGCUUUGUCAUUAUGGGGUAUUGUGUGUAGAUUUGAUUUAGAUUUUCUUUAUUUACUCCAUUUUAGAAUAAGACAAAAUGUGGAAAAAGUCAAGGGGUCUGAAUACUUUCCGAAGUUUUCCUUCAGACGGCCAGCUCUGUCAUUUGUACAUUUCUUUAUUAAAAAAUGUAGUUAUUUGUUACAUUUGACUUUGUAAAACCUAGCAGUACUCCUUAUUUCUCUUGAGAGUGAGGCGGAUAUAUAUAGCGUUUAGGGAAAAAAAACGUGAUUAUUUGUCUCUGAAAUGAAACCAUCAAGUGAUAGAUUUGAAACAAAUAGAUGUCUGUCAAUGAACAACCCCAUUCUAUGUAGAUAGUGAACAACCCCAUUCUAUGUAGAUAGUGAACAACCCCAUUCUAUGUAGAUAGUGAAAAAAACACACCAAUCUCUUUCAUAAUUUCUUUAAACAGUAAUUGACCAACAUUUCUGAAAAUGCCUAUGUACUGUAGCCUUUUUGGAAUUCAACUUUUCAGUUAUAAAUGAGAACUUACACGUAGUGUGCGUGUGUGUAUGUUUGCAUGUUUAGUGACGCUGGGAGAGAGGCUGUUUCUGAUCUCUCACCACAUAAAUCUAAGACUCAUGCAUGUCAGAAUGUUUUCAGUUGUAAAUCUUCCCAAACCAAGUUGUCUAUUUUCUUGGUUUGAUCAG